Messenger RNA from Cyprinodon tularosa, 2645 nucleotides. Its product is annotated as protein-glutamine gamma-glutamyltransferase K-like. The record is from RefSeq and is a predicted model, not a curated record. Bases 127 to 2475 code for a protein of 782 amino acids. Gene Ontology annotation, molecular function: protein-glutamine gamma-glutamyltransferase activity. Lineage: Eukaryota; Metazoa; Chordata; Actinopteri; Cyprinodontiformes; Cyprinodontidae. Gene Ontology annotation, biological process: peptide cross-linking. The transcript is spliced from 14 exons.
GCUGCGCGUGUCUCUGGCAGGAGGGUGUGUCUGCAGCCCAGGAUUUAAACUUCUCCACUCAAAGCCUGCUUCUCAUUGUUGCUUCUCCACUCUGCAUUCUCACACUUCUGCUCCCACUGAACUGAGAUGCCGGCAGCGAUUCCUGAAGUCAGAGACAGAACUGAAGUAGGACGCUUCCCAACUGUCACUUUUCCAUUUGUGGAGAAUGUUGAGGUGGAAAAAGAAGAAACGGUGGAGGAUGAAAAAACGGAGGAGGGCGCCUGUCGACGCUGGCUCCGUAAGGCGUGUCCAUGCUGUUAUAAACAGCCGAGUGACGACGAUUUGACGGAAACUGUGGUCACAGGGACUGAUGAGCCAGAGAAAGAGGAGGAGACGAACGGAGAGGGCAAUCUAAACGAGCUCCUUCUGAAAGUCCGAUCAAUAGAUCUGAUGAAAAGUAAAACAGGAGAGAACCUGGUGGAACAUCACACUAACCUCUACCAGAGCGACAACUUCAUCAUCCGCAGAGGGCAGACCUUCCAGAUGUGGAUAACCUUAUCCAGACCUUUUGACCCCCAAACAGAUGAACUGCAUCUUGAACUGAAAACAGGGUUCCUCCCUGCCGUGUCAAAUGGAACCCAUGUCAUUGUCCCUCUGGUGGAGGAGCUGGAGGACGGCCGCUGGGAGGCUGCCAUCGUCAAGCAGGAGGACAGGAAGUUAAGGCUGUCGGUGAAUUCCCCACCCACCGCUGUCAUCGGCAGAUACCAGCUCACUAUAGUGACAAAUAGUGCUAAUGGAAGGGACACUUCUGCACACGAUCCUGCCAAUGACAUCUACCUGCUGUUCAACCCUUGGUGUGAAGAUGACCCCGUGUUCAUGGACUCAGAGGAGGAGAGGAAGGAGUACGUCCUAAAUGAUGUGGGACGGAUCUAUUACGGCACGCAGCAACAGAUUGGAGCGAGGACGUGGGACUACGGACAGUUUGAUAACGGGAUCCUCGCUGCUUGCCUCUUCCUGCUGGAAAAGAGUCAAACUCCAAACUCUGGUUGGGGAGACCCCAUCAAUGUGGCCCGAAUCAUCUCAGCCAUGGUAAAUUCUCCUGAUGACCUUGGUGUUGUGGAGGGAAACUGGUCAGGAGAGUAUUCACUGGGAACCUCCCCCACUGUGUGGAGCGGAAGUAUGGAAAUCCUGCAAGCGUACCAUAAAAGUAAAGGGACACCCGUGAAGUUCGGCCAGUGUUGGGUCUUUGCUGGUGUCUGCACUACAAUAUUAAGGUGUUUCGGCAUUCCUGCUCGAACGGUGACCAACUUCAGCUCAGCCCACGACACAGAUGUCUCCUUAACAACUGAUGUCUACCUGGAUGAGAAUUUUGAGCCUAUAACCCACCUUAACACAGACUCUAUCUGGAAUUUCCAUGUGUGGACCGAUUGCUGGAUGGCUCGUCCAGACUUGCCUCAUGGCAACGGAGGCUGGCAGACUGUUGAUGCCACACCGCAGGAAACCAGUCAGGGCACGUUCCGCUGUGGCCCGGCUUCCCUCACCGCUGUCCGCAAUGGUCAGGUCUUCCUCAAACAUGACACCACCUUUGUGUUUGCUGAGGUAAACAGUGAUAAAAUAUACUGGCAAAAGAACAAAGAUGGUACAUUCAGUCAAAUCUACAGUGAGAAGAACAUUGUGGGUCACUACAUCAGCACCAAGGCUGUAGGCUCAGAUGAACGCAAUGACAUCACACACCUUUACAAACAUCCUGAAGGCUCAGAGGAGGAACGUAUUGCUGUGGAAACUGCCUGUAGCUACGGCUCCAAAGCAGCCGCCUACUCACCUCCAACAGCAGAAGAUGUGACUUUAGAAGUGAUCAUGGAGGGCGAUGGUCCCAAAAUGGGGGCAGAUGCAGAGCUGACCAUCAGGUUGAAGAACAGCAGCUCAGAGCAGCGAACAGUGACCCUGCACAGCCAGUUAGCCGUCAUGUACUACACUGGAGUCCACAAAGCCACCGUGAAAAAGGACAAAGCUGAUUUGGAAUUGCUGCCUAAUGAGGAGAAUGAUUUGACGUGGGUACUGGAGUACAAGGUGUACAAGGACCAGCUGAUAGACCAGGCUGCCCUGAUGCUGACACUUUCAGGCCGGGUUAGAGAAACGCAGCAAGUUCUGGCCACCCAGUUCAGCUUCCGACUCCGGACCCCCGACCUCGUCAUAAAGCCCAUUGGGGAGGCUGUAGUAGGGAAGGAGAUGGCGGUGGAGAUACAUUUUACCAACCCCCUCCCCCAGGUGCUGAAAGCAGUAAUAUUUCACAUAGAGGGAAUAGGACUUCUACCUGGGAAAAAGAUUGAAUUUGGAGAUAUUGCCAAACAUGCCUCCAUCUCUUUCAAGCAGCACUUUGUCCCCAGCCUUCCUGGACUGAGGAAAUUACUGGCUUCUUUGGACUGCAAGCAGCUCACCCAGGUUCAUGGUGUGAGGGACAUCAAUGUGGAGGACAAAAGCAGUGUGGCUUCAUAGAGAUCUGCACAUUUUUAUCUGUCAAUUACUCAUCAUACUAUCAUAUUCUUUUACUCCAUGAGCUCCUUUUCCCCCUUUAUUUACAUGUGAAGCCAGUAUCCCAGUCUACCAAUGUAUUACACUGCUGCACUGAUUAAAUUUGCACAAGAAUUGUAAACUGACGGCUAAUU